AGCAGUUGAAGGUAAAAAGAAGCAAGCGGGAGAAACAGGAUGCCGUGGCGGCUCACUGACCCUUUGUUAGGCAAUGAAUGAUGUGUGUCCUCGGCACAUGGACACAUGGAUGCCACGCUCAGGUCCAUUGAGCUCAGACAACCUUUCAAUGACAUUGGCACGCACUGGCUCUCUCAAGAUUACCGGAGGCCAAAUUUGAUCCCCCGAACGCCAUGGACCGGAAUGAGGUUUCACCCGGCUCUGGAGUUGUCGUGCAAAAGCCUGCCGUCGUGAGCGGUUGUGGCGCGCCGCCGUCUCAUUGCGCAAGCCGCUGCGACACCAGACUGUCCAACCAGUGCGGCCCGACCAAGCACGAAAUCACGGACGAGGCAGAGGACAGUGAAGAAGAGCCCAAGUAUCAGCAGUCUCGACUUAGGCGAGCCGGUGCCACCGGAGGAGGAGUAGGAGGUGUAGGAGGAGGAGUAGGGGGAGUAGGAGGAGGCACCAAUAAGAUGCAAAACUUCACGUCAGGAGGGGGAGCCGCGCUAAUGAGCUCCUCUAACGACGAGAUCUCGGCGGUCCAAGACACUUCAGAGCUCGAGCAAGUGGAAGUUGUCGCUCCCACGGACGCAUCCGCAGCAGUUAGGACGUUCGCGCCUGCGCGUCUGAGUGAUGCGGCGGUACGCGACGAUCCCGAACCAGGGAAAUCAUCUCCUCUUGCGCUCACGGUAGACGCCUGUAAUGUUCCAGGAGAAGGAGGAAGCAACGCCGCAGCUCCGGUUUCCGUUAUGAAGUGCAAUAAAAACGGCGAGUGCAGAAGAGACUCUGGCACUGGCAGCUUACGCUCCAUUAUGUCCAAGCAGGACAAGCAGGAUGCGAAUAAACGCGCGACGAGCUCCUCAACUUCAGGCACGGACGCGCCCGCUGCUCCCGCAGGCCCUGGAGAAGUCGCCGCCGCCGUCCCGGACAAGAAGGACUCCAAGGUGUCGUUUUCAAAUGCACCAAGUCGCAAAGCGUCCGCAUCCAUGCAGAGCCAGCAGCCUAGAAACUCAGUAACGUUCCUUAAGUCCGAGGAUGGCGGGCAGAUCGCAACUGAGGAUGCUGAGACCCGCGGGAGCCAAGCGAGCUUCAUGCAGAGGCAGUUCGGUAGUAUGCUGCAGCCGGGGGUCAACAAAUUCUCCUUACGAAUGUACGGCAGCCAGAAAGCAGUGGAAAAAGAGCAGGAGCGUGUCAAGUCAGCGGGAAAGUGGAUCAUUCACCCUUACAGCGACUUCAGGUUCUACUGGGAUUUUACAAUGCUCCUCUUCAUGGUGGGCAACCUGAUCAUCAUUCCAGUAGGCAUCACAUUCUUCAAGGAGGAGACCACCACGCCUUGGAUCCUCUUCAACGUAGUCUCUGACACCUUCUUCCUCAUGGACCUGGUGCUCAAUUUCCGCACUGGCAUCAUCAUUGAAGACAACUCUGACAUCAUCCUGGAUCCCAAGACUAUCAAGAAAAAGUACCUGAAGACAUGGUUUGUGGUGGACUUUGUCUCGUCCAUCCCCGUGGAUUACAUCUUUCUCAUUGUGGAACAGGGAAUAGACUCUGAGAUGUACAAGACAGCCAGGGCUCUGCGCAUCGUGCGCUUCACGAAGAUCCUCAGUUUGCUGAGGCUGCUCAGACUCUCCCGGCUCAUCCGCUACAUACACCAGUGGGAGGAGAUUUUCCACAUGACCUACGACCUGGCGAGUGCCGUGAUGCGCAUCUUCAACCUGAUCGCUAUGAUGCUGCUGCUGUGCCACUGGGACGGCUGUCUUCAGUUCCUCGUCCCCAUGCUGCAGGACUUCCCCUCGGACUGCUGGGUCUCGCUCAACAAAAUGGUGAACGACACCUGGAGUGAGCUGUACUCCUUUGCUGUAUUUAAAGCAAUGAGUCACAUGCUCUGUAUAGGUUAUGGCCGUCAGGCUCCAGAGAGUUUGUCCGAUAUAUGGCUCACGAUGCUCAGCAUGAUUGUAGGAGCCACCUGCUACGCCGUCUUCAUCGGCCACGCCACUGCUCUCAUCCAGUCGCUGGACUCGUCUCGUCGACAGUAUCAGGAGAAGUACAAGCAAGUGGAGCAGUACAUGUCGUUCCACAAACUUCCAGCAGACUUCCGGCAAAAAAUCCAUGACUAUUACGAGCACCGCUACCAGGGCAAGAUGUUCGAUGAGGAGAGCAUCCUGGAGGAGUUAAACGAACCACUCAGAGAGGAAAUCGUCAACUUUAACUGCCGUAAGCUGGUGGCCUCUAUGCCCCUGUUUGCCAAUGCCGAUCCCAACUUCGUCACAGCAAUGCUAACUAAGCUCCGCUUUGAGGUCUUCCAACCCAGGGAUUACAUCAUCCGCGAAGGCACCAUUGGCAAAAAGAUGUACUUCAUCCAACAUGGUGUAGUCAAUGUCAUUACCAAAGGAACGCUGGGAAUGAAGCUGUCUGAUGGCUCCUACUUUGGAGAAAUCUGUUUGUUAACACGAGGCCGUCGGACAGCGAGUGUUCAGGCGGAGACGUACUGCCGCCUUUACUCACUGUCUGUGGACAACUUCAAUGAAGUUCUGGAGGAGUACCCUAUGAUGAGAAGGGCUUUUGAGACCGUGGCCAUUGACAGACUUGAUCGUCUAGGUAAGAAAAACUCCAUCUUGAUGAACAAAGUGCAGCAUGACCUCAACUCUGGAGUCUUCAACAACACAGAGAAUGAAAUGAUCCAGGAGAUUGUGAAGUAUGACAGAGAAAUGGUCAAACUGGUGGACUUUCAGCGCCCACGUGCCAUGUCUAUGACAGCCGCAGUCCCUGGUGGCAUGUUUGCACCACCGUGCCAGUCGCAGGGUGCUUCAGCAAUCGCCACCCUACAGCAGGCCGUAGCCAUGAGCUUCUGUCCACAGAUGGCAAAUCCUCUGGUGGGCCCAGGAACUCUUCAAUCACCCCGCAUGGUCCGGCGCUUCCAGGUAAUCCAGAACCUUUCCAGCCCUGCAUCUGUCUCUCCCAUGCAGCCACAACCACCAGGCGCGUGUGCUUCUGCUGCCACAUCCAGUCCACCGGUGCAGAGCCCACUGGCACCAACGGGCUCAAGGACAUUCCAGUAUGGCUGCAGCCCCAUGGGUGGGCGUACAGGAUCUCAGCUGUCACUUGUCCAGCAGCAUGUGCCCAGUCCAACACGCAAAGGUGCUCACUCCCUGCAGCAUGCAGACAGCCUGAGCCAAGAUGCCCGCACGUUGUCCACUUCUCAACCUUCUUUGCCCCAGGAUGGAGUGACAGGUGUUGGUACCAGCCCACCACCCUCAGCCCACGUUUCCUCUUUGUCCAUUGGGCCACAGCAGGCCCCUCACCCUGCAAUACCUGGGCCCUCUGGAAUCAGAAGCGCUGUACCUCACAGAAUCGUACAUCCUCACCAGAUGUCACCCUCCACUCCACCUCCUGUUGGUGGCGCAGGGCCAAGCUAUCUUGAGCCAAUAGUGCACAAAAAAGAUUCUAUAGUUAGCCUCCCUGAGACAGACUCAACUAUCAGAUCCAGGCUGUCCUCAAACCUCUGACCAAACUCUGGUGUAUGUUGACAUGGUGGCACUAUUGUGUGUCCGAAGGUUUUCUGUACCCAAAGGAAGCAGAAUGUGUAUUGUGUAGGGGGAGAAAUCAGAUCCUUAACAGAUACAAAUGCCACCAUUUUAACUAGCAUGAACAAGUGGGAUUUUCCUAGCUCACCCAUUCAUGUAGUUACUCUUUCGUUCAGCUAUCAAUUUGCCCUCUGCUGUCUUUGUUAUGAAGAAGUAAGUGGAUAGAUGAAAAAAUCUGUAGUAUUCUGUAGAGUCCAUACAAUGCAAUCUGGCCUGAGCUAGGACUUAAAGAAAAUCAGGGACUUGUAUCACAUGACAAUGAUGAAAUUUUAAGCUUUGCAAAAGUGUUUUUGAGUGUUCUUUUGUUCUGUAUAAUUGUAGCAAAUAACUAGCUGUUCUUCAUAAUCUUGUAAAAUAUCAAUGAAAAUAGUAUUAUAGACCGCUGGGCGAUCUUAUAUUGAUAUGUAAAUAGAAUACAUUUUAAAAGAAAAAUGACACAAAAUAUCUUCAUUGUACCCACUCAAAAACCAAAGUUGAGCUUGGUUGAGUUUGCUCAUGUCUGUGUGAAAUAAGAAAAAAGAAUUUAAAAGAAGCGCCAUUUAUUUAACUGCCUUUAUUCCAAGUUUAGAAGCCAUAUAUGUG
Messenger RNA from Tachysurus vachellii, 4181 nucleotides. RefSeq names its product potassium/sodium hyperpolarization-activated cyclic nucleotide-gated channel 2-like. Gene Ontology annotation, cellular component: membrane. The coding region runs from base 213 to 3521 and encodes 1102 amino acids. Gene Ontology annotation, molecular function: voltage-gated potassium channel activity. Gene Ontology annotation, biological process: potassium ion transport; transmembrane transport. Lineage: Eukaryota; Metazoa; Chordata; Actinopteri; Siluriformes; Bagridae. The record is from RefSeq and is a predicted model, not a curated record. The transcript has 9 exons.